GGUGCGUUAGAGGUGGCUUAGCGCGGUUAAUUUGAAUUCGUCUUCAUUCGGCCUCUCACAGCAGGCUCUGGUCGUGGCGUCUGCUGCUCGCUAGUUCCUCCAAGUUGGGCUCUUGGUUUCCUGGGGUAGGGAGAAGGAAGGCUAGAGCGGAGUGGCUGGCCGGUCUGGGCUGAGCCCUGUGCGGGAAUUAUUUCUGAGUAAUUGUGGAUAGGAGGCGUCUGCUAAUAGCUGUUCUGGAUAGAAAGGAGAUGACGACGACCCUUCCUCCCCCCCACCGGAAGUCUUGUAUCUGAUCAGGAUUAAGAAGUGAAAAGAAUUUUAGUGCUAGGUCUAAUCGUGUCGAGCAAUAAUGGACGACUACACAAAAAUAGAGAAGAUUGGUGAAGGAACUUAUGGUGUUGUAUAUAAAGGCAAACACAAAGCUACCGGACAAGUGGUUGCCAUGAAGAAGAUCCGGUUAGAAAGCGAUGAAGAAGGAGUUCCCAGCACUGCAAUCAGAGAGGUUUCCUUAUUAAAAGAGUUGCAUCAUCCUAAUAUAGUCUGUCUCCAGGAUGUGCUGAUGCAAGAUUCAAGGCUUUACCUUAUCUUUGAAUUUCUUUCUAUGGAUCUCAAGAAAUACCUGGAUUCAAUCCCAUCUGGACAGUAUUUAGACCAUAUGCUUGUUAAGAGUUACUUGUACCAAAUUUUGCAAGGUAUCGUCUUCUGUCAUUCAAGAAGAGUUUUGCACCGAGACUUGAAACCUCAGAACUUGCUAAUCGACGACAAUGGAGUAAUUAAGCUGGCUGACUUUGGGUUGGCCCGAGCUUUUGGCAUCCCUGUGCGUGUCUACACACAUGAGGUAGUCACUUUGUGGUACAGGUCACCAGAAGUGCUGCUAGGCUCUGCACGUUAUUCCACACCUGUAGAUAUAUGGAGCAUAGGCACAAUAUUUGCUGAAAUGGCCACUAAGAAACCACUCUUCCACGGGGACUCGGAAAUCGACCAGCUUUUCAGAAUCUUCAGAGCUUUGGGAACGCCCAACAAUGAUGUGUGGCCUGAAGUAGAAUCCUUACAAGAUUACAAAAACACUUUCCCCAAGUGGAAACCAUGCAGCCUAGCCUCGCAAGUGAAAAACCUGGAUGAGGAUGGUCUAGACCUGCUUUCUAAAAUGUUAAUUUAUGAUCCUGCAAAGAGAAUUUCUGGCCGGGUGGCUUUGAAUCAUCCAUACUUUGACGAUUUGGACAAAUCCAAACUUCCAGCCAGUCGGAUCAAGAAAUGCUAACUGCCCUAAAACCACCUGACGGUGGCUGGAGCAAAAAUACCAAAUCUGUGGUAUUUUUACUAUAAAAACUUCUCUAACUUCUGUUUUAUAUGUAUGUAUGUGUGUGUCUUGUCCUGUUCAAAAACUGUAGCCUUACUAAGUGUGCUCUGGUUUAAGUCAUCUUCAAAUGUAAAUAUUAGCUUAUUUGCUACCCAAUUAAAUUGUAAACUGUUGAGUCCAAUAUUAUAUAAAUAAAAACUUUAACUCUA
Hemicordylus capensis (graceful crag lizard) is the source of this 1509-nucleotide messenger RNA. RefSeq names its product cyclin dependent kinase 1 (gene CDK1). Gene Ontology annotation, cellular component: nucleus. Gene Ontology annotation, molecular function: cyclin-dependent protein serine/threonine kinase activity; ATP binding; RNA polymerase II CTD heptapeptide repeat kinase activity. Gene Ontology annotation, biological process: protein phosphorylation; mitotic G2 DNA damage checkpoint signaling; G2/M transition of mitotic cell cycle. The transcript is spliced from 9 exons. Bases 350 to 1261 code for a protein of 303 amino acids. NCBI's taxonomy places the organism in Eukaryota, Metazoa, Chordata, Lepidosauria, Squamata, Cordylidae. The record is from RefSeq and is a predicted model, not a curated record.